Molecule: messenger RNA, 1343 nt
Organism: Dreissena polymorpha
Lineage: Eukaryota; Metazoa; Mollusca; Bivalvia; Myida; Dreissenidae
Exons: 2
Coding region: 13-513 (166 amino acids)
Source: RefSeq, a predicted model, not a curated record
CACCAAUUUGAGAUGAAACAGACAGAAAUUUCAUGCAUUCAUGAGGCUGCAUUUAACGACAAGGGGCAAAUUUUUCUUGGACUGACAAUGGCUGAAAAAAGGUUCACUCUAAAUGAUGUGUUGCAUCUUCUUGAAGAUGAUACAUACUUUCAAGAAGCUGAUGUGUUCAUGACUGGAGCAGAAGAUGCUACAAAAAGUGAUGAGGAUAGCGGGCAUAAAGACCUCGGAGGCAAUAUAAACAAAUUGACACGGAACCAACUUCGUGCUGAUAUGACUGUUUCUGUGCGAAGUGCCACCGGAUCAGUCUCAAACAUCACAGACACUAACCAUUCGAACACAUCGCAGGAUGCGGGUAGUGAUGUAGACUUUGUGUCCGAUGCAUCGGACACCACUAUUUACUAUGACGUUCAGAUCCCUGUGCAACAAAACCAGAAUGAGCAAAGGAUGCCCAACUUUCAUAGAAGGGCAAGAAGAACAUGGUUGUGCAAAAUGCAUGAAUCCUGUACAGGUUAAUCGCCAAGUAUCAUAACCAACUCAUGGAUCUUCUUGAUUUCAGGCGGGAAAUAUGCAAAGUUUAUUUUAUGCGGUAUUCCCAACGAGCUUUGCGUGGACGUCCGGUUGGGAGGGUAAUGCACAUUAAUUGCAGAGUACCGGCUGCUGUCAGGUAAGAAAGGCGCGACCACUACAUUGCGCCAAAUAAUACGCAGAGAAAGUGUGCCUUUUGUGGCGGAAAGUCAACCCUGAUCUGCGUGAAGUGUAAUGUUGGACUCCAUGACAGAUAUUUCAUAGCAUUUCUUCGCCAGUGAUAAGUGGAAAUAUAUAUUCCACAAUUCAUAGACAGGUGAUUAUUGAAUUGUCAUAAACAUGCAGAAAAACAUACAGUCAUGCAUAUUUUGAAGUAAAUGUGUCAUAACUAAACGAUGGAAUAUAUAUGAAUAUUGAUAUCGUAUGUGUCUGGCGUCCCAAAUUUGGUGCAUGACUAAAAUUGCAUAAAGCAAAAAUAUUCCAAUAGUAAAUAUCAGUAUAAAGUAGUUUAAUAGCAUUAUUAUAUAGUUCCUUACAGUUUCUAAUAUAAUUGCAAAUAGAAUAAUGUGGUCAUUAAUGGAUUAAUGUUUCUUUUUCUGAAUGUAAUACUUAUUUUAUUUUUUAAUACCGUUCUAUUGCAUCUUUUUCAUUGCAGCAAUGUUUCAUGACAUGUUAAAUACAUUUGUGUUUAUGUAAAUGCCAUGCCACCAAGUGUGUUAUUUAAUGUUUAAGAGAGAGAAAACACUCCUAAAUUGUGCGUGAUUAUUUUACUGUUUCUGAAUUUUCAUAAGACAGCUAAUAAACAUGCUGAAUUUAAA